This is a messenger RNA of Manis pentadactyla (Chinese pangolin), 8198 nucleotides long. RefSeq names its product transcription factor 4 (gene TCF4). Gene Ontology annotation, cellular component: transcription regulator complex. Gene Ontology annotation, biological process: regulation of transcription by RNA polymerase II. The coding region runs from base 1974 to 3599 and encodes 541 amino acids. The record is from RefSeq and is a predicted model, not a curated record. Lineage: Eukaryota; Metazoa; Chordata; Mammalia; Pholidota; Manidae. The transcript has 16 exons. Gene Ontology annotation, molecular function: DNA-binding transcription factor activity, RNA polymerase II-specific; protein dimerization activity; RNA polymerase II cis-regulatory region sequence-specific DNA binding.
AAGGGUUGAGAGAAUUAACCUGGUAAACUAGUUUGUUUUGUAAAUUAGAUUAUGCAUUUUAGACUGUGCCACGAAGAUGCAGUGAAUGUCUGCCGAUGCCUCUCUCUUUUAGAAAGUAAUGGAAUAACACAGAGCUUGGGAAUAAUAGUCACCUCAGCUUUCAAUCCCUGCCGGAUCAGAACUACAUUCACUGGCUUGUUUUUAUUUUUCACUCCAUCAGCCGGUAUCCCUGGCACUGUUUGCAAACCAGCGAUGCUGGUUAAAGUGCUUCUAUCAAAAGAGUUUAUUUGCAAUUAAGAACUUAAGAAUUUCUUAAACUGGAAAUACUGAGUGCAGCCAUGUGUCAGACCCUGGGUUCGGGUGGCUUUGCCCGAAAUUAGAGUUUUCAUAGGAGCUGUAUGAUGUUGUGAAAACAGGGUUGUAUUGAGGGAUAAAAAUGUCUGUGAAAAUAUGAUUUGUUGUCCCUUUUUGUUUCUGAAUUGUUUUUGGCUGGAAGUCAAGGCCAGCAGGCUAACAGCAAAGCCGUCUCAAGGGAAGCAUGCAUGAGCUAGAAAAAUAAGAGUACUUUAAUUAAAUAAUAAAAUGCCAGUGUAAUACAAAGGUAUAGCAUGUGUGUGUUUGUGCCUCUGUGCACUCGGCAUUUGCAUACUUUUAACUCUCCAGAGAAAGCCCAGUUCUAAAAACACUAUCAAUAGCCCAAAGUGUAAGCUUUGUUUUAGGACAAUUGAGUUUUUAUAGAUGCUUUCUUUUUAAUUUCAGUAUCAAUGUUAAUCGUAAGUUUAGAAUCUUUCUUUUUUUUUUUUUUAAAGACUUAGACUUUCUUUUUAUAAGUGCAUUGGCUUCUUACUUUGGAAAACUCUUCAUAGAAUUUAAUAAUCCUCUUUAACAUUCAAAGCUUUCUCCUGUUGUGUUCUCCACCCAAACAGAACGUAAGUUCUUUUUGUGCUGGAAAGGGAAUGCUUGCUCUCUUGAACCCUGUCACCUUCCCACUUUCUUUAAUGAUAUGGGAAAAAAUCCACUUGGAAUUUUUUAAGCCUGUUUAAUAUAGCCUGAGAAACAUAAGCCAACAGUUUUAGUGAUUGAAUUGAGCCCAUAAAGGAUGUUACCUUUACUUAUCAGUCCUAAUUACUAAAGGUGGAAUUCUGGUGGAGGUUUUUAAAUUUUUUUUCUCUGGAGAUACUUGGAUUUUUAAAGUUUACUCCUUUGGCCCAGCCACCAAUUCAGUCCUAGUCGGCAUCGAAAAGAUUUGUUGCAAUGAGGUGAACGGUGCUUGGUUAAGAACUCUUGCUGCAAAGCUGCAGAGUACAGUUUAUGGCAGUUUGUUUGGAAAGAAUUCUGCAGGAAAGAAAUUUACAGCCAUUCCAGUGCAACGGAAACAUCUUUGGAAUGUGAGUGCAAAUGUUCGGGGUAGAUAGCUUGGGCGACAAGCCUCUCAGUGCCGAGUCUCUGGUGUAAAGCUCUCAAUUCCUGAAGAAGAGGCUGUUCCUGUGUAUCUGGUUUCUGGGGGUCAAGGCAGAGGUCGCUGGAGUUUUGGGGAGAAGAAAGUUGACAACAUCCUUCCUUUAUGCAGAUGGUCAUGGCAGAGGUCUCUGUUUUUGCGGGGCCUUUUUUUCUGGUCAAUGAGAGAAUAGGCUUCCUCGCCCCUGUAUCCUUUCUUACUAAUAGGAAUUGGCGUGAUUCCUCACAGACACAAAGAUUUCCUCUGCUGAGUAAGCGCGAGGCCCCUUAACUUGUUAAAGCAUCAUCCAGACCGCGUGAGUCUGUCUGUGUAUGUGCAGGGACACAGACCCUCCCUCGGUUUGUGGGAAAUACUUCCCUCGGGUGAAACUGAAGUUAAUUUUUUUGGCAAACACAAGCUAUGCAAACCAAAAAGAAAGGCAGAGUGUCAGUAUCUUGGGCUUCAAGUCUAAAUAGCAGAUCACAGCUGAAACGAUUCCCCACUGUGUGGCAAGCAGAGUCUCCUUGGAGGUGACAUGGAUAUGGGCAACCCAGGAACCCUUUCGCCCACCAAACCUGGUUCCCAGUAUUAUCAGUAUUCUAGCAAUAACCCCCGAAGGAGGCCUCUUCACAGUAGUGCCAUGGAGGUACAGACAAAGAAAGUUCGAAAAGUUCCUCCAGGUUUGCCAUCUUCAGUCUAUGCUCCGUCAGCUAGCACUGCCGACUACAACAGGGACUCGCCAGGCUACCCUUCCUCAAAACCAGCAGCCAGCACUUUCCCCAGCUCCUUCUUCAUGCAAGAUGGCCAUCACAGCAGUGACCCUUGGAGCUCCUCCAGUGGGAUGAAUCAGCCUGGCUACGGAGGAAUGUUGGGCAACUCUUCUCAUAUUCCACAGUCUAGCAGCUACUGUAGCCUGCAUCCACACGAACGUUUGAGCUAUCCAUCACACUCCUCAGCAGACAUCAAUUCCAGUCUUCCUCCGAUGUCCACUUUCCACCGUAGUGGUACAAACCAUUACAGCACCUCUUCCUGUACACCUCCUGCCAACGGGACAGAUAGUAUAAUGGCAAAUAGAGGAAGCGGGGCAGCAGGCAGCUCCCAGACUGGAGAUGCUCUGGGGAAAGCACUUGCUUCGAUCUAUUCUCCAGAUCACACUAACAACAGCUUUUCAUCCAACCCUUCAACUCCUGUUGGCUCUCCGCCUUCUCUCUCAGCAGGCACAGCUGUUUGGUCUAGAAACGGAGGACAGGCCUCAUCAUCUCCUAAUUAUGAAGGACCCUUACACUCUUUGCAAAGCCGAAUUGAAGAUCGUUUAGAAAGACUGGAUGAUGCUAUUCACGUUCUCCGUAAUCACGCAGUGGGCCCGUCCACAGCUAUGCCUGGUGGUCAUGGGGACAUGCAUGGAAUCAUUGGACCUUCUCAUAAUGGAGCAAUGGGUGGUCUGGGCUCAGGGUAUGGAACCGGUCUUCUUUCAGCCAACAGACAUUCACUCAUGGUUGGGGCCCAUCGUGAAGAUGGCGUGGCCCUGAGAGGCAGCCAUUCUCUUGUGCCAAACCAGGUUCCGGUUCCACAGCUUCCUGUCCAGAGUGCAACUUCCCCUGAUUUGAACCCACCCCAGGACCCUUACAGAGGCAUGCCCCCGGGGCUGCAGGGCCAGAGUGUCUCCUCCGGCAGCUCAGAGAUCAAAUCCGACGACGAGGGCGAUGAGAACCUGCAAGACACAAAAUCUUCCGAGGACAAGAAAUUAGACGACGACAAGAAGGAUAUCAAAUCAAUUACUAGGUCAAGAUCUAGCAAUAACGAUGACGAGGACCUGACCCCGGAGCAGAAGGCGGAGCGUGAGAAGGAGCGGAGGAUGGCCAACAACGCCCGCGAGCGCCUGCGGGUCCGCGACAUCAACGAGGCUUUCAAGGAGCUUGGCCGCAUGGUGCAGCUCCACCUCAAGAGCGACAAGCCGCAGACCAAGCUCCUGAUCCUUCACCAGGCCGUGGCCGUCAUCCUCAGCCUGGAGCAGCAAGUCCGAGAAAGAAAUCUGAAUCCGAAAGCCGCGUGUCUGAAAAGAAGGGAGGAAGAAAAGGUGUCCUCGGAGCCUCCCCCGCUCUCCUUGGCCGGCCCACACCCCGGAAUGGGAGAUGCGUCAAAUCACAUGGGACAGAUGUAAAAGGGUCCAAGUUGCUACAUUGCUUCAUUAAUACAAGAGACCACUUCCUUAACAGCUGUAUUAUCUUAAACCCACAUAAACACUUCUCCUUAACCCCUUUUUUUUGUAAUAUAAGACAAGUCUGAGUAGUUAUGAAUCGCAGACGCAAGAGGUUUCAGCAUUCCCAAUUAUCAAAAAACUGAAAAACAAACAAAAAAAAAAAAAAGAAAGAAAAAAGUGCAACUUGAGGGAUGACUCUCUUUAACAUAUCAUUCAGAAUGUGCAAAGCGGUAUGUGCAGGCUGAGACGCAGCCCAGAGACUGAAUGGCAAUCUUUCCACACUGUGGAACAAUGCAUUUGUGCCUAAACUUCUUUUGGAAAAAAAAAUAUAAUUAAUUUGUAAGUCUGAAAAAAAAAAUAUUUAAUUUAAAAAAUUGUAAACUUGCAAUAAUGAAAAAGUGUACUUCUGAAGAAAACUACAUGAACGUUUUUGUUGGUAUUCAAGUCAGCUAGUGUUUAUAAUUACUGGAUAUUGAAUAAGGGAAGCUCGGCUGCCCUAGUAACAAAACCAGCAAACGUCCUGAUGACAACGAAGUGAUGACAUUAGCCAUUCCUUAGGGUAGGAGGAACAGAUGGAUCUUAUAGACCUAUGACAAAUAUAUAUAUAAAUAUAUAUAUAAAUAUAUAUUAAAAAUUUAGUGACUAUGGUAAGCUUUUGUUCAUUUGUUUCAGACUUUUUUCUCCUGUAAAAAAAUAGUACUGAUUAACUUUUUUAAAAGAAAGAUUUUACUGUAAAUACGGAAUUUUUUUUUUUUCGGUCUUAUUUCUGUCCCUUUUCCCGGUUUGUUAUCGUAACCUGUAGUGCCCACUCUGCUUCCGGAGGGGUAGUGCAGGAUAAAAUGCUGACCCUGAUGUUGCUUUUCAUUCAUAAAUAAGUAGAAAGUUGUUUCUCCAGUCUUUUGGGAACACAGGACUUAAAAGUCACAUCAUGUGUAGAUAUUACAAGCAGCAUUACCAAGACAUGGCAAAAAGAGUUUGUCUGAAUUGUAAUGUUGCGUUUGUGACCCUAUUCUGGGAUUUUCAGAGGUACAAGGUUAGAAUGCUACAAUGUUACCACUGUGCCUUCCAAUGUUUAUAUCAUCGGAAACAUAACAUAAUCAAAGUGGCUGUGAUUUAACAAAAUGAUUAAAGUGUUACCUACAUGUGUAGCCGAAGUAGUGUGCAGUGAGGCGUUUCUGAAUACAUGGUCAGAUUUUUGGAAAAAAACAAAAACAAAAAAAAAACAAGUUCAAAAACCAUCAAAUGAGAAAAUUGCAAGUAGUGUGACAGAGCUGAUUGAUUUUGUUGCUUUCUUGAUUUUUUUUUUUUCAAAAUGGGUUUACUAAGAUGUAGAUGACUUAACUGCCUCCUCCUUUGUCUGAAAAAUGCCAAUAUUCAAUCAUCAUGCAGCAUUAUAACAAGCCUUAUAAGUCCUAAAGCAUUAAGUUGCACUUUCUUGAGGAGGGGUAGUGCAGUAUUUUCUCUGGCCAGUAUGAAUGAAGUUUAUACUUAACAUAUUUGAUAGAAGCAUAGAUCAAGCUAUGGCACAGCAACUCGUCAGAUAGCUAGCUUUGAUGUCUGGGCACAAUUGAACCAACUUCCAUCGUGAAUCUUUAUAAUGAUUGACUUUGGUGUAUAGUGCAGUAAACAAAUAGUGCUCCUAGUUAAGUAUUUGUCAGCAUCCUUUUGUCUCUAACUCGUUUCUGUUUUUACAGCCACACAAUCUUGGCAUGUAUUAAGAAAAAAAAAAUCCCUGUUCAAGUAGUUUUUCCACCUAUCAGCACUGAGUAAAUGCCAUAAAUCCAUCGAAAUGGUCUAAAUGUUCCAUCUGUUCUCCUGUUUUGCCAGUUAUAUAGUAAUGAAAUACAUUUGUAAAUUUUAUGCAACAAAUGGCAAACGUAUCAUUAUUUUGAAAUUGUGUAUGUAAAAGUUAUAUUUUUACAUGUAGACUCUUGUUAUUAUGUGUUUUAAUACAUUGUAUUGUUUUUUGUUUCUUUUUUAAACUGUGUGGUUUUAAAAAACGUCUCAUUUAAAUGAAAUAGUGAGCUACAAGAAUCGGAAUUUUUAUGUUCAUUUCUGAAAAUGUAAGAACAAAUAAGAUAGUUACCACGUGGUCAUCUUUACAAACCCAUAAACAUUUUGAUUAGCUGUGUGUGUGUGUUGAAAACUGUAAAUAUGUUCAGUAGCGAUAAAACUAAAAUUCUUUGAUUUGUUGAUAAGUUCCUAAAAUGUGGAGGUGGAUUAAAACUUUAGGCGAAUAGCAGAAAUCAAACUUCAUGAAAUUAUUUUGAGGCUUUCCUGUGAAGUAUACGAACAAAGGGGCCCAAAGAAGGGCAUGGAAGACAGCAUUGUACACUCUCCCCUCCUCCUGAAUGACGGAAACCAUGUGUACUGUUCCCCCAGUGUAUUGAAGAUUUCCUUUUAGUGGUACAUUCUGCACUCAUUUUGUAUAGUCUACCAAGGCGGGUAUCCCUCAGAACAAUAUAUAGGAAGCAGGUAUACUUAAUCACAUUCAGGAGAAGUGUACAGAAGAAAAUACGGUGUUUACUCUUUAGGGAACUGGAAACACUCCCUGCAUUGAUGUACAUUUUAAGAAUGGCACUUUUGAUACGUGUUAUCAUAAAGGUGCUUAACAGAGCUGAUUUAAAGUUUUUCAAAUCUGUAAGCAAAGCAAAAAAAAUUAAAUUGUAGUUAUUUGAUUAUCUUUUAAAUUGGUGCUUUCUAUUUUGUUCUCAAACAGAGUAAAAGCUGCAAUUUAUUGUUCACCAGCUUUGAUGUAUUCAUUACUCAGUAAUGUAAUACCUCUAUUCUUGAAUUCCCUUUGGAAAUAUGUGAAAAACUUUCUAACGGCCACCAGAAGCUGCUCACUACUUUUUGCUUGGUGGAGAAACAUUAUCUGCACCUGUCUGUAUUCACUGGGUUGUAUCCCCACUUAAAAGAAAAGAGAGAUGGAAGGGAAUGUGGCCUUGUUAGUGUGUUUUUCUUGUCGUCGUUUUGUAAUUAUUAAACCCAGGUAAGAUAUUGGUAUCCUGCGCUGGAUUUUCAAAUGAAAUUUAUUAGAAGACAGUUAUGAUUAAAGUACUAUACAAAGUUGUCAUAAGGGUCCAUACUAUACUAUAUAUAUGAUGAUACUUAGGCUGGGGAUCUGUUUAAGAGACUUGGACUUUAAAAGCAACUUGGAACAGUUGAUCCACCUCCACAUUCAAGUAAUUUAUGAAUAUGCAGAAUAGGGAUCUGUUCAUCUAGAAAUUUUUACCAUUUGUCUUCUGUGUAGCUGCAAGGAACACUAAUGUUUAUACAACUGUCAGUCCACCCAGUAACACAACUGGUUCUGAUUCAGUCUUCCAAUUCCUUUUGUUUUUUUUGUUUUGCUUUUUCCUAUUUGAUUUUUUUUUUUUUAAUUUGUGAUCUUUACUUUGAUGAGUGGUUGGGGGGUUGGGAAGGGAGUUGAACCAAGACUUGGGGGUUAAGAGGAUUUUCGUCUUGGAUCCAACAGGCAGAAUAUGAUCUGUGUCCAAAAGUGAACUUGAGUCAGGAAUGAAACAAUUUCAGCAUAAACAAGCACAAAAAUUUAGUCUGCUGGCUGACUGGAAACGAAAAAAAAAAAAUGUCAAGAUGGAAUAUGAUGAAUUCCAACACAAUGGGGCACCAAGGCCUUGAGGCCUCUCGUUUUAUUUCGCUUUAAUUUUGUUUGUUACUUUAGAGACAUGCUCUUCCUCAUGGGACUUGAAGUGGACUCAUCUUUGUGUAGUGCUGGUUCUGCCAUACUCAUUUCAAGUAUUAUAGACAUAUGUAAUGGUGAAAAUAUAUGAACUGUGGCCUUUUUCAUUCUUGUUACUUGUGAUGCAAUUAAGUGAAGAUAAGAAAAAAAAAGCAGAGAUUUACCAUGUAUCAGUGCCUGGCUUUUUGUUAUAAAGCUUUGUUUGUCUAGUGCUCUUUUUGCUAUAAAAUAGACUGUAGUACACCCUAGUAGGAAAAAAAAAACUAAAUUUAAAAAUAAAAAAUAUAUUUGGCUUAUUUUUCGCAGGAGCAAUCCUUUUAUACCAUGAAUAUUACAAAAAAAAUGGUCAGAUUCUGAAUAUUUCUUCUUUGUAGAUUUUUGGAAUCAUUAUGAGUAAAAGUUUGUUACUUUAUUUUACUAUUUAAAAGAUGUUAUUUUACCAUGUGUUACUGAGAUGAAACUGUAUGGUAGCUUUUUUUUUGUUUGUUUUUUGUUUUUUGUUUUGUUUUUUUAGUUGUAGGUCGCAGCGGGGAAAUUUUUUGCGACUGUACACAUAGCUGCAGCAUUAAAAACUGAAAAAAAAAUGUUAAAAAAAGAAAAAAAGGGAAAACAUUUCAAAAAAAAAGAUAAACAGUUACACCUUGUUUUCAAUGUGUGGCUGAGUGCCUCGAUUUUUUCAUGUUUUUGGUGUAUUCCUGAUUUGUAGAAGUGUCCAAACAGGUUGUGUGCUGGAGUUCCUUCAAGACAAAAACAAACCCAGCUUGGUCUAGGCCAUUACCUGUUUCCCAUCUGUAGUUACUCGAUGAAGUCAUGUACAUGACCGUUCUGUAGCAAUAAAUGUGCCAUUUUUAUAAACUGUU